AUGGCUCGCUCUUGCACCAGUUAUGAGAUCCGCUACAGCUGUGGCCACGUGGAAGAAAGAUUUGUUCACGCUUCAGGAUGUCCAAAAAAUGGAACUUGCAAAGUCAAGGUCGAAACUUCGUCAGUGAACGAAAUUUGCCCCAAUGCUGUAUGCCCCAAUGGUGGUCAUUAAAGACGUAUGUAUCCAGACAAGUAUCCCCAACAUCUGAUACUCAGCUAAUGAUAAUGUCUAGUCCUCCAAGGCUGCUUGCAUGCUAUUUGGAGGAAAUGUAACUCGGAGCAAGGGAUGUUUGUGUGGAAGUGUUCUGUAUUAUUUCUUGUUUUCCAGGGACGUGUGUUCUGAUCCUACGUUUGAAGAUUUGUAUGGAGUGUUGGGGAGGCAACGUUUUUUGAAGUGAGGUUUUCGGUUCGGUUGAGUGGUGCUAGAUUUGGGGAUAUAAGAUGUGUUAUUAUUACGACAAUUCCUUCUUUUGACAAAUGCUCAAGUAUUUUUUUAUCUUGAUUUUCACAAAUAACUUGACAUGGGCAACGAAAUUGAUGGGGAAAGAGCUCGGUCAUGACCUCUUAGCUAAGAUUAUGGCUUCACUCAAGAUCCGAGUUGGAAAAGAACUCAGCUUUACUUUGGCUCCUGGAGUGAAACCGAGAUACUGUCGCUAUCCAAAUGGCAAAGAUGUUCAUUACACGUCUGCUCAUAAUUUGACGCAGCUAAUGCCCGAUUAGCAACUGCACUUUGCGCUGCUGAAAGCACUCUUUCUUGGUUUUGGUGGAGAGAAAAUCGUACGCCAAAAGAGAAGAGAUAUGCAUGAAGCUACUUGCGGUAUUCCUCACAGGCAUCUCAAGGAGAUAAUGUGA
Hymenoscyphus albidus is the source of this 851-nucleotide messenger RNA. NCBI's taxonomy places the organism in Eukaryota, Fungi, Ascomycota, Leotiomycetes, Helotiales, Helotiaceae. The record is from the annotation of a GenBank genome assembly.